Venturia canescens is the source of this 2774-nucleotide messenger RNA. RefSeq lists its product as uncharacterized. Gene Ontology annotation, cellular component: mitochondrion. Gene Ontology annotation, molecular function: protein kinase activity; ATP binding. Gene Ontology annotation, biological process: protein phosphorylation. Bases 838 to 2313 code for a protein of 491 amino acids. NCBI's taxonomy places the organism in Eukaryota, Metazoa, Arthropoda, Insecta, Hymenoptera, Ichneumonidae. The record is from RefSeq and is a predicted model, not a curated record. The transcript is spliced from 8 exons.
CGGUCUCGCCGCUUUUCGCUCUCUCUAGCGACGGGGGUGUACAUGUAUGUCCUCGAUGAUGCAUUGCAACAGUCCCGCCACUCGUGGUCGAUCGUCCAAGCUCCUUUUGCCGCGCUCUUACUUUUUUUCCUCUAUUUUUAUUUUCACGUACAAUGUAUACAGAUUGGGUUCAAAUGUCUCGUUCUAUUUUCGUGCUAGAUAUUUACUCAAUUAAAAAUAGAUGAGCUUUGACUGUUUAAAAAUGGCUCGGCUCAGGUUAAUUAGAGAUAGUGGCUUAUUUCGUAUAAAAUGCUGGCGCAGUUUAUUUUCCCCACGCCUGAAGUGCCGUUAGAGCGGGUGGAGGAAAAAUUGAAUGUUUUAUUGUGAAAAAUGACACGUGCGUGGGUUAGGUUUCCUGUUAUUAUGGUGUAGUUACAAUCUGAAUGUGUCUAUUUACCAACACGAAGCUGAGCAGCAGGUCCGAACGAAGCAGCGAGUGUGCCUAUAAAUGCUAUUGUUUUUGGAGAGAUGACACGCGUCGUGAGGCGGUUAUGGUCGUAAUUUUGAAGUCGAAAUUACAGUUGAAAAAGUACUUUGAAUAAUAACAUUCGAAAAGGUGGCAAUGAGGCUCGCUGUUGUGAGAAAUUGUACAAUGAAUAAAAACGAUGAAUAUAAAUGUGAAGAAGAAUAAAAAAAACAUGAUAAUCGCGAGUGGAGCAGGAUGACUGUAUCACAAUGGCCGAGAAUUGCUGUCGCUCGUGCACACCAUUAAAUACAAAAAGUGAGACUGAGAAAAGACGAGUUGAUGUUUUUUGUCAAUUAAUUUAUCUUCUCAACUGAAAAAAAUAACGAAUAAUUAUGAAGAUUAUAAGACAAAUAUGCGAUUCUAUGAGAUCGCUCGGCAUGAGAUUCGCCAGCAGGUCGCGUGGCGAUCCCGCCUCUAUGACCUUGAGAAUAAAUGUCAUUCGAUGCUACGUCGAGCGUGAAAUAAUGCUCUCAAGAUCAUCAUCGUCUAGUCGUUCCGAGCCGAUAACACCCUAUUUCACAAAGUUGGCGUUAAUUAUACGACCCCGGGAUAGGGCAAUAUGUGAGAACCCUUUCCCUACGAGAACGGAUGAACGAACGACCUUGUUGGGCGUUAUCGCCGAGCUCGUGAUGCUCGCUACAAGGAUUACUCUCGUAUUAUUCGUGAGCAGUAGCGUGUUUGCCUUUUAUCUGAUGACCCGAAUGAUUUAUUCGAAAGCCUUCCCUGCUUUUCUUCUCAGGGCCAUCGAAUUUCUCGGCCCAACUUUCAUCAAAUUGGGCCAAUGGGCCUCGACUCGUCGAGAUAUUUUUCCCGAAGAAAUAUGCACAACGCUGACGCGACUCCAGCGCCACACCUCGGCCCACUCUUGGCUCUACACGAAAUAUUUACUCGAAAAAACUUACGGCCCGGAAUGGAAAAAUUUAUUUAUCAAAUUCGAUCGAUCCGAACCAAUCGGUUCUGGAUGUUGUGCUCAGGUGUACAAAGCGUGGAUCGAGAGGAAAAAGGCUCCGGUGGCAGUGAAGAUUUUGCAUCCUGGGAUUGAAAAUAUAUUGAAGCGGGAUUUGGCGAUUUUACGCUUUUUCUCGGAGUGUUUGAGCUUCGCUGUGCCCUCGUUGCGUUGGCUGAGCCUGCCGGAGUGCGUCGCUCAGUUUUCCAACAUUAUGAAAAACCAGAUUGACAUGAAACUGGAGGCGAGAAACCUCGUGAAAUUUUCUAAAAACUUCGCCGGUAACGUCCACGUCGUAUUUCCAUCCCCGAUCAUGGAUCUGACGCACAGGAGGAUUCUCGUUGAGAGUUUUCACGAGUGUUCGCCCAUAUCGGAGUACCUCGACUGCGAGGAUCGUAAUUUUCAACGGAAAUUAGCGAAAAUUGGAAUCGCAGCGAUCUUUCAAAUGAUAUUUAAGGAUAAUUUUGUUCACUGCGAUCUUCACCCAGGCAAUAUUUUAGUCGAAAAAUCUCAAGCCGCCUCGGAAGACCCAAAAUUUUCAAGCUUCCUCCGUCAAAUUUGGCCCGCGUAUUCCCCCGACAAAACCCGUUUGGUCUUCCUCGACUGUGGCUUAGUCGCUUCGCUCGACGAACGCGGCAAAAAAAAUCUUCGAGAUGUUUUUCGUUCGGUCGCCAGGGGAGACGGUGAAACGGCUGGGGAACACAUAAUAAAUUACAGUGGCAAAUCGUCCUCGGACGUGGAAGGAUUCAAGAAAGAGAUUGGAAGAAUAGUGAAGAAUCAUCUGCGAUCGCGUCUCAGCCUGAAGGAAGUAAUAAUUAAUGAAGUAAAAACGAGAUCAAAAGUUGAAUGGAUGAACGAGUGAUGAGCUAGAGGAAUUGGAACGAUUAUGAAAAAAAAAAAAAAAUCUUACCGAACAGUUUAUUAGACGAAACGCUGUUUUUUCGUCUGGCCCAUUAUUGAUUCAAUAUCGAGAAAAGAAACGGGAUAUAUUCGAAUUCGAUGAAAUAAUAUGAAGUAGUUAAAUGAUCGCACGAGCGUGAUGAGAAAUGUGGGCAAAUGUGAUAAAAUAUUCAUUAUUGACGUCUACAAAGGUGUGCACGAUUCAAUCAAUUAGAGAACCGACGAAGAGAAUUUAAAAAACACCAAUUCGAUGAGACAAGUGUCUCUUGGCUGAGUAUAGAAUAAUCCAACAAAUAGAUAAAGUUUCGUUACAAAAAUGAUGGUAGAAUGGCUCGGCCAAGAUUAAGAGUAAUUGACGAAAAAAAAAUGAAAAAAAAAAAAAAAAUAAAGAAAAAGAAGAGGGAAAGAAAUAUACAGACAUAC